This is a messenger RNA of Oldenlandia corymbosa var. corymbosa, 2141 nucleotides long. Lineage: Eukaryota; Viridiplantae; Streptophyta; Magnoliopsida; Gentianales; Rubiaceae. The record is from the annotation of a GenBank genome assembly.
AUCAGUACCUGCGCAAUCUAGUGGUGACCUCUUACCGACGUUCCCUCUCAUAUCAUUUCCUGGAAUUGAUGCUAAAUGCCCUAGGAUUCUGUAGGAUAAAAGAAACAAAAUUCCUGUUGUAUUCAUCUAAAGAUUCAUCAGACUUGCAAAAACUGAGGCUAGCUAGCCUAUGAUAACCAAGACAAAAAUUUCACGGAACAAGGGGAAGUGGGAAAACAACCUUAGAAGACUAAUGCAGCUUUUAUCAAUUAAUUAUUACACCUUGAGGAUGAAUUUGGAAUGCAUAAAAUGGAUAUGAAAGCUAAAUUUCUGAGUUUUGAGAGCAUUAGUGUAAAAUGAAACUGUUUUACAUAGACCUUUAUGUUUUUGUCGUAUUUUGAACUUGAUCAGUUGAACAGCAAUGGAACCAUAGUCACGGUUUCCUUUUUUGCACUCUUGAAAUGUAAAACAGUUUCAUUUUUGCAUUCUAGAAAAAACAUAAAUAAGGAUGCAUUUUUGUACUCUAGAGGGAAAAAAAGUAUAAAGAAGGUACUAUUAUGUAAAACAGGACAAAAAGUCCAAAGGCAAUGAGUGAGCCACGUUUAUGAGUCAUCCCCCCUCGUGGUUAUCAAGAAGAUUCCAACACUCCAAUCUGGGAAUUAACUGAAAAAAAAUGGCUGAUGAGGCCCCAAUUCGAUUUGGGAUUGUUGGAUGUGCUGAAAUAGCCAGAAAACUGGCCAGGGCCAUAACUUUAGCUUCCAGUUGUACUGUCCACGCCAUAGCAAGCCGUUCGAUUGAAAAGGCAGAGCAAUUUGCAGGGAAGACCAAUUUGGCGGAGACAGCCGUGAAGGUCUACGGAAGCUACGAUGAAUUGCUGGAUGACCCUGAUGUUGAUGCUGUGUACAUGCCAUUACCCACGAGUCUUCAUUUGAAAUGGGCUGUCUUGGCUGCUGAAAAGAAGAAGCAUUUGUUACUGGAGAAACCAACUGCUCUGGAUGUUGUGGAGCUUGACAAAAUACUAAAAGCUUGUGAAGAUAAUGGUGUGCAGUUCAUGGAUGCAAGCAUGUGGUAUCAUCAUCCCAGGACUGCAAAAAUGAAGGAACUUUUAUCUGACCCUCAUAUCUUUGGACAAAUUAAAGUGAUCCACACUUCAGCAUCAUUCUUGGCAGGUCCAGAAUUUCUGGAGAAUGAUAUCAGGGUAAAACCAGAUUUAGAUGCUCUAGGUGCAUUGGGAGAUGUAGGGUGGUACUGUGUUGGAUCCAUUUUGUGGGCUAUGGAUUUGAAACUGCCAACAACAGUAACAGCUGUGCCCAAAGUUGCCAGAAAUCCUGCCGGGGUGAUCAUGUCGUGCAGCGCUACUUUGAACUGGGAAGAAGAGACUUUGGCGACAUUUUACUGCUCCUUCCUGGCUGAUUAUACUCAGGACAUAACUGUGUGUGCUUCCAAGGGAACGCUUAGAGUUCAGGACUUUGUACUCCCUUACGAAGGAACUACUGCUGCAUUCAGCUUCACAACAGGUGCUAAGUUUGUUGAUCUUCACAUUGGUUGGAAUGUGAAGCCACAGGAAGUUCAAGUGAUUAACGAGCCGCCUCAAGAGGUUUUGAUGGUUGAAGAAUUUGCGAGGUUAGUGAAGAACAUUAAAUCUUCAAACUGUAAACCAGAGAGCAAAUGGCCUCAAAAGAGCAGAAUGACUCAGCUGGUGCUAGAUGCUGUAAAGCAAUCAAUCGAUCUUGGCUUUAAACCAGUUCAUCUGUGACUGGCUUUUGACAGAAUAAGAUGUUACUUUACUAAAUCAGACCAACCUUUGCAUCUGAGACUUAGAUCAAUUUUCAUAGCUGCAAUGGCCUGAAUAAGAUGCUGCAAACAUAAGUGAUUUGGGUCUUGACAUUGUAAAGCUGAUUGCUCUUAGAUUCCUGGGAAAUAGUUUUUUGAAAAAGGCUUGACAAAUCUGCCUCCUUCAUCUAUAAAUAACCUUCCAAUUACACUUACUUUUAUAUAGAGCAACAUGUUGAUAAUAUUAAAGGGGUAAGAAAAAGCAGUAAGUUGAACUAAUUUGCAUCGAUAAUUUUUCUGUCAAUAAAAAUCUGACUGCAUUUCUUCUGAUUUCCCAACAAGAAUUUCAUACUCCGACAAAAGAAAAGGAAGUAAUGGAUAAAAUUUAC